GUGAAAAAACACCUAUUACGAGGAAUUAAGCCAAGACUGAUUACGGGAUGCUAAAGAGUUGGAGAAUUGAGACUGAGCGAUAGACAGACAAACCCAGCCAAGAUACGAGGCAAUUUUCUCGAAUUGAGAAGGAAAAAAUACGAUGGGUGGUAGUGGUGGUGAAUCGAGAUACGAGAUUUCACAAAACGCCUACAUAAAACUAGUACUCCACUCUCUCAAGCACAAAACCUCCGCCGUCAACGGGGUUUUGGUUGGCAGUUCCUGUGACGAUGUUGUCCAGAUCAUCGACUCUGUCCCUCUGUUCCACAACCACCUAGGUCUCCUGCCUCCUCUCGAGAUCUCUCUCAUCAUGAUAGAGGAGUAUUAUAGCGCUCGAGGUUUGGGUAUAGUGGGUUACUUUCACGCAAAUGAGAGGUCUGAUGAUGUGGAGCUUGGUAAUGUUGCAAAGAAUAUUGGCGAUCACAUCUAUUGCUACUUUCCCCAAGCUGCCAUUCUUUUGUUAGAUAACAAAAAGCUUGAAGCUUUGCCAAAGGGGAAAGAUGGGCUCCCUGUUAUGCAGCUUUAUACAAGGGAUGCAUCCAAGAACUGGAAGCUAACUAGAUCAGAUGGAAGCUGCCGAUUGACAACUAAGGAACCAGCUGCAAAUGCUGUUCUAUUGGAUUAUAUUUCAUCCAAGAAGUGGGAGGAUGUGGUAGACUUUGAUGACCACCUUGAUGACAUUACCAAGGACUGGCUGAAUCCAGAACUCUUCAAGUAAGGUUGGCCCCAGCCGUGCAUGUAGACCAGAUGAAAUUUAAAUGUUAAUGAUUUGGAUGAGCAUUGGGCUCGUAGUUACCAUUAAUAAGAAAAUUUUGCAGUGAUAUAUCUGUGUUAAAUUGUGAAGUUUCCCAGAUAAGGAACAUGGUAUUUUCUUCUGAGAAGUAUUACUGUGUUGAAGUUCAGAGUUUUAAAAGUGGAAUGGCUGCCGCUCUCCAUAAAUACAUCACUACUAUCUGUUUAAUCUCUAA
This is a messenger RNA of Populus nigra (black poplar), 1007 nucleotides long. Its product is annotated as ER membrane protein complex subunit 8/9 homolog. Gene Ontology annotation, cellular component: EMC complex. The record is from RefSeq and is a predicted model, not a curated record. The transcript has 5 exons. Lineage: Eukaryota; Viridiplantae; Streptophyta; Magnoliopsida; Malpighiales; Salicaceae. Bases 143 to 757 code for a protein of 204 amino acids.